Nannospalax galili (Upper Galilee mountains blind mole rat) is the source of this 948-nucleotide messenger RNA. It is a transcript of the gene Marcol, whose product is annotated as MARCO like. The record is from RefSeq and is a predicted model, not a curated record. Bases 1 to 948 code for a protein of 315 amino acids. Lineage: Eukaryota; Metazoa; Chordata; Mammalia; Rodentia; Spalacidae. The transcript has 4 exons. Gene Ontology annotation, molecular function: protein binding.
AUGGGGACAUUAAUGCUUCUUCCCUUCAUGAUCCUGGCUGUGUUCUCAGUGUCUUCUAUGCAGAUUUCAAAGCCAAGUGUUUUCAAGCUAGAGGAGAAUCAAGAACCUGCACUUACUCUUGAGACAAAAAGUGAAGCUAACCCUGGAAGAGGACAGAAAGAAUCUAAUCGACCAGGAGGUCAUCCCACACAAGACAAGCCAGGAAUGCUAAUUCUUCAAAGACAACCAGGAUAUUCCAAUCAGCCAGGAAAACCAGUGAAUUUGAAUCAGCAAGAGAGACCAGAAGUUUUGAACAAACCUGAGAUGUCCAGUGCUUGGAUUUUGCAAGGAAAGCUAAGAGAAUCCAACCAAAAAGAGACUUCACAUUCUUCUAACAAGCAAGAAGAAUCAGGAUCAUCUAGUCAACAAGGCAAGUCAGGGUAUCCUAGCCAAAAAGGAAAGCCAGCAUCACCCAGCCAACAAGGGAAGCCAGAGUCACCCAGCCAACAAGGGAAGCCAGCGUCACCCAGCCAACAAGGGAAGCCAGCGUCACCCAGCCAACAAGGGGAGCCAGCGUCACCCAGCCAACAAGGGGAGCCAGCGUCACCUAGCCAACAAGGGAAGCUGGGGUCUUCUGAAAAACAAGGGAGUUUAGGAUCUUCUAGCCAGCAAGGGAAGCCAGGGUCUUCCAGUCAGCAUGGGAAAUUAGAAUCUUCCAGCCAACAAAGAAAACCAAGGUCAUUUUAUAAACAAGGAGAACAAAAAAAUGUAGACAACCUUUCAAAGGGCAAUGCAAUUCAGGCUGGGAGCACCAGCAGCAAGAUCCCAGCUAAGAAAACCAAAUGUGAAUCUGUCUACAAACCAGUCUGUGGCUCUGAUGGGAAAACUUAUGGGAACAUCUGUAUAUUUAAAGAAGCAAAGAGGUUGAGUAAUGGGAAGCUCACUCUCAGUCAUGAGGGGAAUUGCUAG